Messenger RNA from Monodelphis domestica (gray short-tailed opossum), 5391 nucleotides. RefSeq lists its product as uncharacterized. Lineage: Eukaryota; Metazoa; Chordata; Mammalia; Didelphimorphia; Didelphidae. Gene Ontology annotation, biological process: regulation of transcription by RNA polymerase II. Gene Ontology annotation, molecular function: DNA-binding transcription factor activity, RNA polymerase II-specific. The record is from RefSeq and is a predicted model, not a curated record. Gene Ontology annotation, cellular component: nucleus.
AUAGGGUUCCUUCCUUCCCUCACUCAGCCUUUCCCCUAACAGCAGACGGCAUGAAAGGCACAAGAGAGGCUCAGUGAGGGCUGCUCUCAUCACCUGCAGACCUGGGGAAUUGAAUCUACUUCAGGAGAGGCUAUAGCUAUGGAGGGAGGGCUUCUUUGAAUGCUGGCAGGGAUGAGAAACAGAACAGACCCGAGAACUUGGACCUAAUCAGGAGGGCACUUCAACUGAGACAAGCCUCUUCUCACCUCAUCCCAAGCCCUUCCGUUUCCAGGGCUUGCUUGAUUGCUAUAGACUUUUCAAUGUGACUUUCUAGAGAUCCCAGCUUAAAAGGACUUGGGAGGGAGAAGGUUGACAGGAAUAAGCAGAGGGUUUGGUGAGAGGAGAUCCUUUAGGGGCUGAGGUUGGAGUCAGUGGUAAUUGCAGUUGUGGAGAAGUAUGCGUGUGACAGGGAGUGAGAGGCAGUUUGUAUAUGUUCCUGUGUUUUGUGUGUGGUGUGGUGUACGUGUGUGAAGAAGGAUGUGUGGGUGGGGUGAGGAGCAUGCAAAUGUGUGACUAGGUGUCUUAUUAAGUCACUGACUUGACUUGGGGGAAUACCGGAGAAUGUUUCACUCCUGGCCUUAAGUAGCUUCCAGACAAUUUAACUGAGUGGAGAAGAUGUGGAAAAAUAAACAAGAAUCAGAGGAAGUUUGUGGGAGUUGAGGCCACUGAGGGUGAAAUGGACAGGGAGGAUUCCAGGAGGAGCCCCUGAGAUGCCUCGAUCCUUCCUAGUAAGAAGCAGAAGAUCCUCUGAAAGAAAAAAGUUGAUGGGCUUUACAGGGGAUCCAGGCCUGACUGUGAGGAGCCUUGGAGGCAAAUGGGCUGAGAUGCCCCCGUCCCCAAACCCUGACCCUGAAGCCAACUCUUCCUCUGCCUUUUCUGAGAGUGGCCUCCUUGGGCUCCAGGGUCUGGUCAGCCUCUCCUGGGAUGGUCACUGCCCCCAGACCCAGCUCCAGCCUCGGCCUGAGACCCGAGUCACUUCCCCAAGUCUAGAGCCACAACUGUUGUCACCACCCACAGCACAGGCCCCUCAGAGAUUCAAGGAGAAAGUGUUCCCCUGCGGCGUGUGCGGGAAGAGUUUCCGGCGCUCCUCGACUCUGUCCACACACCUGCUCAUCCAUUCGGGCACGCGGCCCCACCCCUGCCCCUUCUGCGCCAAGCGCUUCCAUCAGAAAUCCGACAUGAAGAAGCACACUUUCAUCCAUACCGGAGAGAAGCCCCAUCGCUGUGGAGUAUGUGGGAAAUCCUUCAGCCAGAGCUCCAACUUGCUCACUCACUUCCGGCAGCAUGGGGGCACCCGGCGCCUGCCCCAGCGGCCAAAAUGCCCACCCUCCCCGAAAUCCUCGGGCCUCCCAGUCUCCUGCCCGGUCCCUGGGUGUCCUGAGCCCCAGGGAGAAGGAAGACACCUGGUCCUAAAGCCUGAUUCUCCUGCUCAGCCACCUCAGCGCCAUCAGUGAGAAGGCUGGGAUGCAAGUCCUGGGCCUCUGGGGAGAACCUCAGACAUAGAAGUUCCAGGCAGCUGGGUUCCUCAGCACAGCAGCUCCGGCUCAAUCUCAUCUUUAUUACAAACUAAAAGGCCUCUUAGAAAACACGGACACACCACACAGACUCCAGGGGCCACGGGAACAAUACAGCAAGGACAAUCUACAAGAUACACUCAGUGCAUGGGAUGGGAAGGAGCCUUCCAGGACUGAGACAGCAGGUGUUAGGAACCUAGAACACCAUGGGGCUUUCCCUCCUCUCCCCAGCCUCCUCUGCUAAGGAAAACAAGCAAAAUGCAGGGAUCAAACAGGCCGGGGCUUUCAGGUCAGAGGGCUCCAUGGUCCUUUGCUUGGAGUGGGACAGGGCAUCUCAGUGGAAGGUCUCCACCUCCACUACAGUCCAGUCUCCCUGUGGUGAGGCAACAUCAUCUGGGGAGAAGCUAGUGACAGAGGUGAUGCUGGCCCGGGACUCAUCGAGAGGGGAGAGCAGUUCUGCCCAGCGGCCUAGCUCAGCAUCACUCAGAGGGGGGCGGCCACCCCCGGGUCCUUGCCUGGCUCCCCCUGGUCCCUCUGCAGCCAGCAGCAGGGUCCGGCUCAGCAGCUGCUGUACCACACUGGCCUGCAAUGCUCCCAGCUGCAGCUCGCCCACUCGAGCUGGCUUGGGACCACGAGGGGCUGGAGGCAUCUUCUCCACUGUCCGAUCCUCCUCUUCCUCCUGAUCCUGGACCUCCCUGCUUGGGGGUCCAAAUGCUGUUUCUGGAGCUUCUGACUCAUAGAUUGUGGAGAGGCCAUCAGGGGGCCCAGACAUAGGUGACCAGGGCAGUGACUCGCCUGUGGGAGAGAGGGACAGGGUGGAGACUUCUCCCCUCUUCAAAGAGGGGCCCUCUUCCCCCAGCCCCUUGCCCUCUGUCCCCUGGCUGGUUACCUGGGACCCCGUGGGGAAGUCGAGGGGAAGUGGUACAAGGGCUCCGGGUGGGGACCCCAGGACGGCUCCAGGCAGCAGGAUGGCAGGCAGCAAGCUCAAGGUCAGGAUCAGCUGGGGGUGAAGCUGGGGCCCCUAUCUCAGGGCCACUGUCAUAGGCUCGAAGCUCCUCAGGAGUACUUGUGGCACUGCUGCUGUGUCCAGCGAGGUCUGGACCACUCAGAGUACUAGAAGGGCUUCUGGACAGCUCCCCACCCAAGGCUCCCAAGGACAGGACGGGAUCAGGAAGGGGCAGCUCCCCAGGAGGGGGAUUCUGCAAGUGGGGCUGGGCCAGCACUGGGACUGUGGCCAGGGGAGAGGAGGUCAUGAGCCUGAUGGGCAGGGGAUGGGGAGGGGCUUGCACAAGAGGUAUGGAUUGAGGAGAGGGAGGGGCCUGUAUGGGGGUGGUGUCCAGGGGAGAGGGAGGGGCCUGUAUGGUGGUGGUGUCCAGGGGAGUGGGAGGAGCCUGCAUAGGGGGUGUGGCCAGGAGAGAGGGAAGGGCCUGCAUGAGGGAUGUGUCCUGGGGAGAGGGAAGGGCCUGCAGGGGUGUGUCCAGGGGAGAGGGAGGGACCUGCACAAGAGGUGUGUUCAGAGGAGAGGGAGGGGCCUGAACAGGGUGUGUGUCAAAGGGAGAGGGAGGGACCUGUAUAGAAGGUGUGUCCAGAGGAGAGGGAGGGGCCUGCACAAGGGGUGUGUUCAGGGGAGAGGGAGUGGCCUGUAUAGGGGGCGUGUCCACGGGACAGGGAGAAGCUUGGUGAAUGGAGCCCUGGGACAAAAGGGAGGAGGGGACCUGCACAAGGGGUGACGAGAAAGGAGGAUCCUGAAGAGGAGGUUUGGCCAAGGGUGGGGAGGGCGGGACCAAGUGAAAAGGCGGGGCUUGUUGAGAGUGUGUGUCUAUAGGAGAGGGAAGGGCUUGCAGAGGGGGUGAGGCCAACGGAGGAGAGGACUGAAGAGGAGGUGUGGCCAAGGGAGGAGAGGGUGAGAAUAAAUUAGAGGAUGGAUCUGAGGGAAUAGGGGGAACCUGUGUGGGUAAAAUGGUGAGCCCGUGAGAGGGAGGGGUUAAGGACAGUGGCGGAUUCUGUAAAGGGGACGUGGUUAAGGGAAAGGCCUGCAGACAAGAUGUGGCCAGAGGGGGAGAGGGUGGGGACGAGGGAGUGGGUGGAACCUGCACAAGGGGUGUGGCCAAGAGAGAGUUAGCCUUUUGUUCAGGGGAUGUGGCUAAUGGAGAGAGCGGGUCCUGAAGAGUGGAAGUGCUUAAAGGAAUAGGAAUAGUCUGGACAGUUGAGAGAGGGGCCUGCAGAGCUGUGGCUGGAGAGGGCAGGGUCUGGAGAGGAGGUGUAGCUAAGGGAGAAAGUGGAGCCUGGAGAGGCGUGGAGAGGAAAGGUGUGGCUAAGAAAGGAGAAAGUGGGCCCUUCUGGAAGGAUGAGGCUAGAGAGGAAUUGACUUGCUCGUGGGGGAUGGCCAAGGAAAAGAGAGGGAUUUGUGUAGGGGGUGUGGCUAAGGGAGAGAGUGGAGCUUGCUGAGGGGAAGAGGCCAUAGAGGAAUUGACUUGUGGAAGGGGUGUGGCCAAAGAGGGUGGUGCUUGUGGAGUGGGUGGGGCUUGUAUAUGGGAUAGGGCUAAGGGGGAGGCCUGCUGGGGGGAUGAGCCGAGAAGGGAAUUGGCUUGUGAAGAGGGUGUGCUCAAAGAAGAGGGAGAGGCUUGUGGAGAAGGUGUGGCUAAGGGAGAGAGAGGGACUUGUAUAGGGGGUGUGACUAGGGGAGAGGUUGAGGCCUGCUGGACAGAAGAGGUCUGAGAGGAAUUGGCUUGUGGAGGGAGUGUCACCAAAGAAGAGCGAGGGGUUUGCUUAGGGGGUGUAGCUAAGGGAGAGGGUGGGGCUUGCUGAGGGGAUGGGGCAUGGGGAUGGGGUGGGGCUCGAAUCGGGGGUGUUGCUAGGGGAGGGGUUGAGGCCUGCUGGACAGAAGACGCCUGAGAGGAAUUGGCUUGUGGAGGGAGUGUCACCAAAGAAGAGAGAGGGGCUUGCUUAGGGGGUGUGGCUAAAGGAGAGGGCGGGGCUUGAAUCGGGGGUGUGGCUAGUGGAAAGGUUGAGGCCUGCUGGACAGAAGAGGCCUGAGAGGAAUUGGCUUGUGGAGGGAGUGUCACCAAAGAAGAGAGAGGGGCUUGCUUAGGGGGUGUGGCCAAAUCAGAGGGCGGGGCUUGUAUGGAGGGUGUGGCUAGUGGAGAGGUUGAGGCCUGCUGGACAGAUGAGACCAGAGAGGAAUUGGCUUGUGGAAGGGGUGUAACCAAAGAAGAGCGAGGGGCUUGCUUAGGGGGUGUAGCUAAGGGAGAGGGUGGGGCUUGCUGAGGGGAUGGGGCAUGGGGAUGGGGUGGGGCUUGAAUCGGGGGUGUUGCUAGGGGAGGGGUUGAGGCCUCCUGGACAGAUGAGGCCAAAGAGUAAUUGGCUUGUGGAGGGGGUGUGGUUAGGAGAGAGGGUGAGACCUGUUGGGAGGAUGAGGCCAGAGAGGGAGGGGCUCGUGGAGGGGGUGUGGCCAAGGAAGAGAGAGGUGCUUGCAUAGGGGGUGUGGCUAAGGGAGAGGGUCCGACCUGCGGAUCUUUUCUUCUAGUCAAGGGUGUGGAGGGAAGGGAGGGACCCUUAGACUGGAUUACUGGGCAGGUUGAGGGCUCGACCAAUGAAGAAGCUGAGGUGCUGUCCUGACGACGUGUGGGUCCAGGGAGACGAGACUGAACCCCCAGAGAACCUUCGCUGGGCUUCCUCCUGGCUGCGGAGGCUGGGCUGGAGACUGGAUCUCCAAGGUUCUUCGGGGUUUUUCUCGGGGCUGAGGCUGGGGCUUUGGGCAGGGGGGAGGGCCGGGUCCUGGAUUUGGGGGGUGCUCUCGGAGACCCCGGCUCGGGUCCUGAGGCCCCAGCCAUACGGG